AUGCAAACCGAUCGCGUACUUCACACGACGCCACGAAAAGAUCUAUAUACAUCGGAAGCAAAACAUCUUGUAGAUAUGGCCCCAAGCUUCAGCAUCAGUGAGGAGGACGGGGAGGAGACGACGAAGCCCCCACCCGAAACACGCAACGACAGCCCCCUCCGCAAGAGCCCGAUCCAAUGUAUCUUCGUGUUCCGGCGGCCGGUGAUGCUAUCCGACCGGAUCAUCAAGCUCAUGACGGGGCCCUUCGCGCACGUGGAUCUGUAUGUUCAUCGGGAGGAGAAGCCCAACGACAGCCCGAGUCUCACCACUUUCAUGGGGGAACACUUCAGCAUGUCGGUGAACAUGCGAAAGUCCUACAACAGCCGGGACUAUGAGGGACUGCACCUUCGCCUCGACCCUGUAGAGAGCGCGAAGCUCUUCGAUUACGCCAUCGACCUGGUGGAACGCCGCGUGCCGUACAAUUUUGCCGACCUGCUGUACCAACCGAUGAAGGCCGUCCUCCCGGAUAGCGGAUUCUUUGAGGACGUCCCUAACGAAAGCUCCUUGCAGGUCAAAAAGGUCUUCUGCUCGCAGGCUUUCGUCCUAGCACUGCGCAACAGCCUGCACAACGACGACCUCGCCGGGGCACUCAUCGACGAGAGCCCAAUCCAGCGGAAGAAGCUGCUCUGGAGGCUGAUCAGCGAAAACAGCCGGCUCUGCACCCCCAGUGACCUCUACCACAUCCUCAGGCCGCACUGCAGGAGGGUGGACAUGGACCGGCUCCGGCACGGCCACUUGUCCUACACAUAA
Messenger RNA from Guillardia theta CCMP2712, 789 nucleotides. RefSeq lists its product as hypothetical. The transcript has a single exon. The record is from RefSeq and is a predicted model, not a curated record. NCBI's taxonomy places the organism in Eukaryota, Cryptophyceae, Pyrenomonadales, Geminigeraceae. Bases 1 to 789 code for a protein of 262 amino acids.